Messenger RNA from Belonocnema kinseyi, 652 nucleotides. RefSeq lists its product as uncharacterized. The record is from RefSeq and is a predicted model, not a curated record. NCBI's taxonomy places the organism in Eukaryota, Metazoa, Arthropoda, Insecta, Hymenoptera, Cynipidae. Bases 1 to 612 code for a protein of 203 amino acids. The transcript has 4 exons.
AUGAAUGUCAAAGUUGUUAUCGUGAUUUUGCUGAGUAUAGAGUGCGCUUGGCGAAUCGGAUGUAGACGAGUUGAUGCGAGAAGCAAGAGGCAAACUUUGUAUUCACCACCCAUUGUGUACCCUAACGGCGGUACUUUCAAGUUAAUCGUGGGAGUCGCUGUACCAAUUGCGAUGCCGGGUAGAACUUUUGUCUAUGGUCAAAAUUUCCAAUUCCAGUAUGCUCUGCCACAGAACUUAUCGUUCUUCCCAGAUUUUUUUUCAAAAUCUUCUCGACGUCGAAGAGAUAUAGCAAUCCCCAUGGAACGAACGAUUGCAUACCAAUUUUUUGAAGCUGAAUAUGAAAGAAGAGGUAUAAGUGGUCGAGAUUGCAUGAAGAGGAGCAUAUGCGAAUCCGCUGAAAUUCCAUUAAAAGACGAGGGUCUAGUGGGCGAACUCCUAGAAGUACUGCUGACACCAAACUACGGAGGAGGAUCAUUUGCAGAUCACGAUUACAUGGAGGCGGUGGAAGCCGGAAGACGAGGGGAUGACUGUCUCCUGAUUUACCCAGGUUGCCCAAGCGGAUAUGGAAUAUUGGAUUAUAUAUCGCAAGUCGACUACCUUGGUCAUAGUUAAUGAUGUUAGUUGAUGCCCAUAUCAAAUUCAAGUCCGUAAG